This is a messenger RNA of Porites lobata, 8335 nucleotides long. The record is from the annotation of a GenBank genome assembly. Lineage: Eukaryota; Metazoa; Cnidaria; Anthozoa; Scleractinia; Poritidae.
AUGAAGUCGUCGGAGCGGUUUUCCGUGGGCCUCUUUUCGAGGGAUCGACCAGUUCAUCGCCCAAGGGCGGCAACUCAUUGUCCACUUGUAAAGGAAUGGGUUGAGAGAAUACCCGGAACAUUUCGGUUCUCCAUUGUGGGUAGAGAAAAUGUUGGUUGUUCAAGAACCGCAACUGUUGAUCGAUUAAGAGAAGAACGAGCUAAAAAGGAACUAGUAUUUCGAUACACAGCUCCAGAUGGAGAAACUGCAGCAAUUCCACGAAUCGUCGAGCCAUAUAAAUUUCUCCACGUGAAUCAAAAUGCAUCGAGAGCGGAAAUUAAAUCAGCUUUUCUAAGGGUUGCAAAUCACAGCCGAAGACAGGAUAGAGCCAUGGCGUCUCUCUCUUACAAUAUUCUCAUGUCGAAAAUUCCGCGUUACCGAAAAAUACGUGAUGAUCGCUUUGAAGUCACCCAGAGAACUGAUGUUAUUGUGCUUGCAGUCGUUGGUGCCACAGCCAGCCUGGUCUCCCAGAUAUCCAAAAAUUCGUCUCUGACUUCAACCACCGAUGAAUACAAACAUUCGCUUUUAUAUGUCACUGCUCGCUCUGGAUUCUAUGACACGACCGAGGCGCUUCUCGAGAUGGGGGUUCCUGUCAACGAGAAACAGGUUGAUGGUAGCACAGCUCUCCACGCCGCCUCUUUCUAUGGACAGCAGCCUGUCGUCGAACUUUUGCUUCGGCACGGAGCAGACCCAACAGUUACAAACAAAUGGCGCCACUCUCCAGCGGACGAGGCCAAUUCCAGGGAAAUUAAGCAAAUUAUUUUGUCUUACAAGGAAGACCGUAUCUCACAAAUCGUAUCAUUACUGGUUGGAAAAAGCCUUGCUUUUUGGGUCCGCUUGAUUAAAUACGACGGCACGGUUAUUGCAAAAGAGGUUUUACGCAAUAGAAAUGUAAUUGACCCACGAACGAGACAGGAAUUGGAUUCUAUAAUCUCCAACUGGAAGAGCGUUUGGCAUGGAACAAAAGCCGAACAUCUUGAAUCCAUCUUGAGGCAUGGUCUUAAACCCAGUGGCUCAAAGCUUCCUGGUGGUUUUACAAUCUCACCACCGUUAAAUCAUAUCAAGCUGGAUAAAAAAUGCUUUGGCAUCGAUAACUGGGCCAAUGCCGUGUUUGUCUCGCCUAGAAUAACUUACGCUUCCCACGGCGCCUACUCCGAGCGAAUUUCUUCGGUUAGCAAGAAGUGGUGUGUUUUAAUCAGGGCCUAUGUGAAGCCUGGUACGUAUACAAGGCAUCAGUCCACUGUUUCAUCAGGAGCUGAUCCAAUUCCUGGAGAGUCAGUAAUGCCAGAGUAUCGCAUUGAUGCUGACCCAGAGGAAGAAGAGAUCUUUUGCGUUAAAUCUGGGGUAGCCGGAACAGAAGGAGGAACAGAGUUUGAUCGGAAUCUGGUGGUGACGUCAGUAGUAUUCAUCUCUCUGGCCUUUUUGGAGAAAACACCAAACCUCACCUUUGAAUUGCUGAAAUCCUUGUUUAAAAACGAACAGGUUUCAUAAGUACAAGGACAAUUUUUAGGAGAUAUCAAAUCAUCAUAAAUGCACAAAACGUUCUUUUUACUAUUGUUGGCAUAACAUCGCGGAACAUUAGUUUCCCAAGUUUACUGUGUUGGAAGUUUCCAUGUGAUAACUAUAAAUGGUGCAAAUAUAGUUGAGUUAGUAAGUAUGGUUUGAUCAAUGUAGCUCGUAGAAAUUCUCGCUUGAUAAUUUGUCGAGAAGUAAUUGUUACGUUGUACUGUAGGCGAUUCUUUGCUGACGUCAUUGUUUACAUUUUUUCUCAUUAGCUUACGUCUUAACUCAUAGAAACCGUGGAUGUAUAUAUGAACUAAAUGCAAAAGUUUAAAGAGCUGAUUAAGUUGAGCAAUUUUUGCAAUUUUCAGCUCUUUGCAAGCAAUAUUGGAAGGAAAUAUUAGCCAUCAAAAACUGCGAAAUUGCUGGGUGACAAGAAAGUUAAUGAGCCAAAAAUAUAUUCUCUGUAAAAUUUCGAGUUUUUAGAAGAGAAUUUCUCCGAAACCAUAACUGAAACUGAAAGCGUCAUCAGCUAGUGAUAAGCAUAUGUCAUUGAGGCAAAAAGGGUAAACAAAGAUUCGCCUAUGGAAAAUAGAAAUGACGUUAUGAAGGCAGCAUCUUCCUUCCUCUUUCACACGUGCGUGAUUUUUCCGAGAAAACUCGCGGAAAUCAAUGGAGCUUAAUACUCUUAGGGUUAUACAGUGGAAACUCGAAAAAACGAAGGGCCAAGGGACUGGCAAAAUUUGUUCGCUAUACCGAGGUUUCGUUACAUCGAGGUUCUUUUCCACAUAUUUUACUGUUACUGGAGUGAAGAUACCCUGGGUGCCAGAGACUUUUCUUGCGCGGUUUCCAGUUUCUGUCAAGUCUUUAUGGUGACCCUAGCCUGCGUAGCAAGCGUUUCCUCGCGAGUUCGUCGAGAAAGUUGGGACGAGAGCAAAAAAAAGGAAUGACGGGGGAGGGGGAGGGGCCAGCUUUUUUUUUUGCUCCCGCUCUAACUUUCGCGCAAUAAUAACUCGAUUAGAAACGCUUGCUACGCAGGCUAUGGUGACCCGCGCGAAAGCCUCGCGGCUUCGGCCUUACGGCCAAAGAUGUGUCGGCCUUCGGCCAACACCGAAAAUUUCCGCCACACGCGAGAAAAACCUCUGGUACCCAGGGUAGGGUAAAGAAAAUCGUUCGUUAUACCGAGGACGUCACUGUAUAGAGGUUCGUUGAAUCGAGGUUCCACUGUAAUGAAACCAGCCAUUGCAACCAACUAGGGACAGCGUUCUUCCUAGUUUUCAGUGUAACCAGUAAGUCAGUCUUCUGUUGUUAUCUUGUUGACUUACACGUACCUCCUCGUUGUUCGAUCGCUUUUCUAUGAUCCAUAAGUCACGAGAAAAGACACAGCGAACAUUUUAUCGUAAGUAAUUAAUUAAGCCAGUCAGUCAGUAAGUAAGUAACUUUAUUCAGCCAGGAUAGCCCAUUCCACUUUCCGAUCUUCAUGAUGUUUUUGGGGUGAACCAGUGGCCCAUUCAGCUCGGACUCGACCUGUUGGUUUUGGCCCCCGCGCAUCAUAGUCACUCCUAUUGUGAGGACGACCGGCCACAGUGUUCCCUUGAUGAAAUGAAUUUUCUCUGCUUCAGUGGUUUCUUUAAUAACAUGGUUUCACGGGUGAGGGGUAUCAGCCCCCGGCCCAACCCCCAACCUGAAGGACCAGGGGGCCACAAAUUAGUCUGGUCUCUAUUAUUCGACCUGUUCUCUCAUGUGGUCACCCCACUUAUCAUGUAAACGUAAUCAAACUAAAUUGAGAGAUUAUAUAGGUAGGAGGGUUACCCCACCUAAGUGGGUUGGCUCACCUACCUUGGGUCCCCCACCUCAAUGUAAACACUGUCAGGCCCUAAAACAGGAGCUGCAAGCUAUUGUUUUAAUUAUGGUAAUAUCACCAAUUAAAUUCUGUGUUAAAAAGAAAAACAAAACAAAACUCGAACAUUGUAUUCAUUGUUAGUGGCACAAGAUUUAAAUGCUUUGUUACAUAAACAGAAAACUUACGCAUUUUGCGUCACGUAGACAAAGCGAAGUGAGCCGUUCAUCUCAUUGACCGAAAUGCAAGUCACGAAGUUUUUGUGUUACAUUUCGUCGUGCGUGACAUUUUUUGAUCUUAGAUGUAGGCGAUCACGUUUGGAGCACCUGAUCAUGUGACAUUUUGAACUGAGUACUUUUUCGAUUGAGAAUAGAUUUUUGAUGACAGUGCACCUCUGAGAGAACUGUAAUUUUUGUCGAAGACUAUUGUUCGGUUUUGAAGUCCGAAUGUUUUGGCAAGGGUAUCGGUUUUGAAGCCCGUUACUGUUGGAGUCCUAUUGGUUUCGAAUAAAAUCUAUCAUAAUACACGAACGUGGAAGGUCUGAGAAGAGGGCGCCUGGAUCCUAGGAUCAGCGACCGAGUAUCUACUUUCGCUUUCAAAAUCCGGCAACUUCCGUCUUCGCUGAAACUCUCUAGCUAGCUGUAGACCAGUGCUUGGAUAAAAAUGUCAUUUGUGGAACGAAAGGCAAGAGCUGAAAACGUUAUAAUACCACUUCGAUAUACAGUUCCAGGUGGACGGACUGGGACACUACCACGAAUCGUCAAUCCAUAUCACGUUUUUGAACUAAAUCAACAUGCAACGAUAGAGGAAAUUAAGCAAGCAUUCAAAAGAGCUGCAAAUCAAAGCCAAAGACAAGGUAGAGUCAUGGCGUCUUUGUCGUACCAUAUUCUCAUGUCUAAAGAUCAGUGAUACGGUAAGAUAAGUGAUGGCUACCAUAACAUUACAGGGAAAACUGAUGUUAUCACAGGCAGACCACCCUCUUUUAGUCGGGGCCGUUGUUGACGGUUAGAACCGCCGAGGUCAAAUAUUCAUCUCGCAAAAUAACGCUUAAAACAGCACAGGACGGCGAAAAAAACAUGACACAUGACUCAGUUAACAUUAAAUUUUCUUCAAACUUUAUUGAAAAUUUUUUUUUAAAUUCUGCAUUUUGGAACAAAUUAUAGCCACCGUAUUGUUCAUAUGUUUUUCGUCUAUAAAUAACAAACGAUCGUUGCUCAGAUUUCAAUCAACAACGGCCCCGACUAACAGAGGGUGGUCUGCCUGUGCCCAGAUAUCCAGAAAUUCUUCUCUGGUCUCAUCACAGGUACCACAGUACGGUUCCAGUAAAGUUUCAGUGUUUGUAUGGGUUAAAAAUACGAUCCUAAUAUUUCUAGGAAAUACUAAAUAAAGAUCAAUGAAACUUACUCUGCAGUUAGUUGUUGUUGUCCUUAUUGCUCUAACGAAGUUUCGUGAUAAUUUGCAGUAUCAUCUGCUUUACAAGUACAAUUUUUUUAGGAGAUAUCAAACAUGUUGAUGCGCAGUAAAGAUUAUCUGUUUCUAAAUGCACGAAACGAUCUAUUCACCUUUGAAGCUUUAAAAGUACAAUUUUUAGGACAGUUAGGAGAUAUCAAAUUGAUUUGUAGUAAAAAUCAUCUGAUUUUAAAUCUUUUCAAUGUUGUACGAAUAUAGAAAUUAUCUCGGUUGGUUGACAUAAAAUCGCAGAACAUUAGUUUCCCAAAUUUACUCUGUUGUUAGUUUCCAUGUGAUAACUGUAAGCAAAUACGGUUGAGUUAGUAAGUUUGGUUUGCUCAAUGUAGUUCGUAGAAAUUCUCUCUUGUGUAUUAGUCGAGAACUGAUUGUUACGUCGUAGUAUAGGGAAUAGAAAUGGCGUUGUGUAAGCGGGAUCUUCCUUCCUCUGUCACGCGUGCGUGAUUUUUCCGAGAAACUUCGCGGAAAGAAUAGAGCUUAAUACUCUUAGGGUUACUAAAUGACACCAGUCACUGCAACCAACUAGAAACAGCGUUCUUCCUAGUUUUCAGUAUAACCGGUACGUCAGUCUUCUUUUGAUGUUCUUUGUUUACAAGUAACUCCCCCUCUGUGGUUCUGUGAUCCAUAAGUCGCGAGGAAAGACACAAAGAACGUUUCAUCAACUUUAGGUCAAAUUGAUUAUAAGUAAUACUAUGAUCACUACAACUAAUAAUGAUGAUGAUGAUACUAAUAAUAUUUUCUUGACUAACGACUUUCCACACCACAGGAGCCACAGAUUUGGGUAUGUGCAGUGAAAUUCCCAUAUAACGAAAACCUAAACAUAAAGCAUUCUUCGCUCACGUUAUGGUCUAAUAUCUGGAAGGAGACCCGUACUCCGGGUUAAUGGAUGUUUUUUUCUGACCUUGGAAACUUCGGGGUUCCACGUGCUGUAGUCGCCUUGGAUCAUAGGCGUACGGGCCGGGGGCGAGGGGGCUGCAGCCCCCAAAUUUUGGCGACUCAGAUUUUUGGGCAGCAAGAGAAAAUUUGGGCAAAGCCAGUUUUUAAAGACGUUUCCAUGUUUUUUUUAUUAAUCUAAAGAGACAAAUAUUUUCUAUUUUAAUCUGAAAAAAUCCUGAAGUCAGCGUAAUAAUCCAGUUACAUUCUCUCGAGAUACUCACAGUGGUUGCCUAGCGCGUGAUGAGUUUCUGGUUAUAGGGAAGGGUAUCAUUUGUUGAUUUACAUAUUUAUAGUUUUUUAUUGGUGAGCACUGUACUGCACUGCACUGACUGGAAUGGGCUCUUUCCAGUUGUGAAUUGAUUAGAAUAAAUUUCCGCAUAUCUUUCUAGAAUCAUCUCAGCAACAGUGGGUCUGAAAAUGAAGAAGUGGCUGACUAGUAAUCCGCUCGAAUUACGAGAAGAAUAUUAAUUUUUUUAAAAAAUCUAUCAAGCAAUAAUUUAUUAAAGUAGACCGAAAUGUUUACAAAACCGCUAACAAGAGCCCCUCGAUACAUACUAAUGAAAUCCUUCUCUCUAGCAAUCGGCCGGAGCCAUAUCCAUGAUCAUAUCUUUUACACACGUUUUUAAAAAGAUUGAAGCUACUAUGAGGUGAAAUUGCAUGUCAAAAGAGCUUCGUUUUCUACAAAUAACAGCCAAACAUCAAGAUUUUUUUCCCCAUAUUUAUAAUGAUAAAACCUUCAUCCCAAAAUAUCCCAAUAACGCUCCUAUAGAUUCCGUUUUAACUUCACGAACAUCGAGGCGACUAUUGGAGAAAAAAGUUCCCCGUGAACAAUUUGGUAGGAAUAGUUCCCAGUGCCGAGAAAUAUUGCUGCAAGUAAAAUAGACAAUGGCGUCAUUUCGUUGCUAUGACAAUUCCGAUGUCAUUAAAACCCUGCUCAUGAUAAAUUUUCAUCUUUAUCUAAUAAAACUAUGGUAGCAGUUUUUCCAAAUGUUUGUCUAUGGCGACGUAGUUAUUCUCAAAAUUGGGAGGUAUUGACCUUUAUAUGCCAGUACGGCCUACGUUAUUGCAUCGUAUCGCCCUCGUUUCUUUUCUACUGUUUCGUAAAAAUUUGGGCAACUUGGGAGAAUUUUUUGGGCAAAUAGCUUAACGCCCCCCCUGGCAAAAAAUUGCCCGUACGCCUAUGCCUUGGAUACCGUGUUUACUUGAUUAAACGCCGUCCUCGAUUAAACACCGCACCCGAUCAGAAGAAUGCAGACAAAAGAAAACUCGAUGCAAUUGUGUUACCUACAACAUCUGAGACAACAACGAUUCUCUCUUAGCAAACAAAGCGAGGCAUUUUUUAAUUGGAACUUUAAUCUUAUUAUCUUUCUGCUUUACAUAAUGUUCAAAAAUGAUUUAUCGGAGUUGUUGUCAGAGAUUUAAGAAAUGUGAUUUUGAAAUAAAAGCGAAUAAAUACGGUACUCCACACGCUGUGGCAGAUCCAAAAGAAUUCGCCACUUGCACAUCACCCAUAAUUGCACGUUAUUUGCCCCCCCCGAAUUUUGCAUAACCUUUGUUUUUCGUUUCACCAGGAUAUUACAGCCGUCCUACAAUGCUUAUGCAAUUUUUUUUUUUGUGGGGGCAAACAAUGUGCAUUAUGAGAGAUGUGCAAGUGACGAAUGAUGCCAUUUCCCUGAGGACAGACGGUGCCUGGUUACUAGGCGGACACUUUCGCUUUUUACUUCCGAGAACUUCCGUUUACCGAUUCGUCUCUCGCAGUGGCGUAAUUCGAUGUGAGCAAGGAUGUCGUGGCUGCUAGAUUUUUUUUGGCGUCUAUUUUCGUCAGACGGGCGUGAGGAACGAGCUGAAAAGGAACUAGCAUUUCGAUACACUGCUCCAGAUAGAGAAACUGUAUCAAUUCCGCGAUUCAUCGAGCCAUAUACAUUUCUCAACGUGCGUCUAAAUGCAUCGAGGGCGGAAAUUAAAUCGGCUUUUCUAAGGGUUGCAAAUCACAGCAGUAGACAUUCUAGAGCCAUGGCAUCUCUGUCCUACCAUAUACUCAUGUCUAAAGAUCAGCGAUACCGAAAGAUAAAUAAUGCUUCCUAUGAAGUAAGCAGUGAAAAUGAUGUUAUUGUGCUCGCAGCCGUUGGUGACACAGCUAGCCUGAUCGAACAAAUAUCCAAAGAUCCUUCUUUGGUUACAUCCACUGACGAACACGAACAUUCGCUUUUGUAUCUCGCUGCUCGCGCUGGAUUCUAUGACACAACUGAGGCUCUUCUCGAGAACGGGGUUCCUGUAAAUGAGACACAGGUUGAUGGUAGCACCGCUCUCCACGCAGCGUCUUACUUUGAACAACUUCGUGUCGUCAAACUUUUGCUUCGAUACGGAGCAGACCCAGAAGUUAACAACAGAUGGGACAAAACUCCAGCGGACGAGGCUUCCUCGAAAAUUAAGCGAAUUAUUUUGUCAUACAAGGAAGACCCUAUCUCAAAAAUCCUAACGUCGCUGCUUCGAGAAGGCCUUGCCUGUAGGGUCCGUUUCAUUAAACACAAGGACACUGUUAUUGCAAAAGAA